Drosophila subpulchrella is the source of this 993-nucleotide messenger RNA. It is a transcript of the gene Josd, whose product is annotated as josephin-like protein. The transcript has a single exon. Bases 139 to 780 code for a protein of 213 amino acids. The record is from RefSeq and is a predicted model, not a curated record. Gene Ontology annotation, biological process: protein deubiquitination. Lineage: Eukaryota; Metazoa; Arthropoda; Insecta; Diptera; Drosophilidae. Gene Ontology annotation, molecular function: cysteine-type deubiquitinase activity.
AUGUCAUACCAUCCCUAUAACAAAAUCGUGCGAUUUUUUUGUAAACAAAAGGCAACUUCAAUCUAGUGACAUUUUCGAGCCCUCCCCCCUUUUGGAGCUAUUCAUUUGUUGGAAUCUGACACCCUACACUGCUCCGAAAUGGAAUCUCCCAGUGCUCGGACACCCGGCAGUUCUCUGGGGGAUUGCGAGAACAAGAGCAGCAACGGCAAUGGGAACACCUCGAGGAUGCAGGGAAUCUACCACGAACGACAGACCCGGCAUUUGUGCGGCCUGCACGCCCUGAACAACCUAUUCCAGACCCCGGACAUGUUCUGCAAGACGGAACUGGACGACUACUGCACCACACUGACGCCGCGCAACUGGCUGAAUCCCCACCGGUCGUGGAUCGGGUGGGGCAACUACGAUGUGAACGUGAUCAUGUACGCCCUGCAGCAGAGGAACUGCGAGGCGGUGUGGUUCGACCGUCGCCGGGAUCCACACUGCCUCAAUCUGAGUGCCAUCUUUGGGUUCAUCCUGAAUGUGCCGGCGCAGAUGAGCCUCGGCUACUACAUCCCAUUGCCCUUCCAGAUGCGCCACUGGCUGGCAUUGCGGCGCAUCAACGGCAGCUACUACAACCUGGACUCCAAAUUGCGGGAGCCCAAAUGUCUGGGCUCCGAGGAGAAGUUCCUCGAGUUUCUGGCCAGCCAUCUGCAGACGGACCACGAGCUGUUCCUAGUCCUCAACGAGGAGGAUGAGGAGAAGAACCCGCAACGCUGGCUGUUGCCGCAGUUCAGGGACUAAAGUUGUGGUUAUGCGAAUAAAUUUAACAUGGUGCGACUAACAAAACUAUCAGUUAUUCAAUCAUUUACUUUAGGAAACUAACCGAAAAGUGCCCUAGUAUUUAAAUUACAUUUUAAUAUUUACCCUAUUAUGCUCUUUAAAUGGAUAAUUUGUGACCUUAAGACCGCAAUCGUUUAAGCAAUGUAAUGGUAAUAAAAUCCAAAGAAAAAUCUA